This is a messenger RNA of Ilyonectria robusta, 1618 nucleotides long. RefSeq names its product aldehyde dehydrogenase domain-containing protein. Lineage: Eukaryota; Fungi; Ascomycota; Sordariomycetes; Hypocreales; Nectriaceae. Bases 80 to 1555 code for a protein of 491 amino acids. Gene Ontology annotation, molecular function: aldehyde dehydrogenase (NAD+) activity. The record is from RefSeq and is a predicted model, not a curated record. The transcript is spliced from 7 exons.
AUCGUAUCCGCAUUCCAGCCAGCUACAUUUGUGCUUCGUUCUUCACAUCGCUUUGCCACUACACCCAGAUUAUCCGGCCAUGUCAGCAACUACCGUAGCAGUCAAUGGCUCGAAGCCAGCAGCCUCGCUCGAUUUCCAAGACAAUUUCAUCCAGAUCAUCGACGGCAAAAGUCACCCGACCAAGGAGACUCGCCACGGCAUCAACCCCGCCAACCUCAAGCCCAAGGCGCCGGUCCCCGUCGUCACCAAGGAAGACUUGGACACGGCCGUCGACGCGGCCAAGCGGGCAUUCAAGACAUGGUCAAAAGUUCCUUACGAGGACCGCCGGAAGGCCGUUCUGGCUUAUGCCGAUGCCAUAGACGCGCUGCGGACUGAGUUUAGAGACCUGCUCGUCGCAGAGCAAGGCAAGCCUCUUCCCCAAGCCGAUGCUGAGACGGAUGCUGCUAUUGCAUGGAUCCGCGGCAUGGCAAACAUCGCCAUCCCGGAGGAUGUCAUCGAGGACACUGAAGAUCGCACCGUCGUCACCCACUACACUCCCAUCGGCGUCGUUGGAGCAAUUAUCCCAUGGAAUUUUCCUUUGCUAUUGGCUACAGGAAAGAUUGCGCCAGCUCUGUUGACCGGGAACGUCAUCAUUGUGAAGCCUUCCCCCUUUACUCCAUACUGCGGACUUAAGCUGGUCGAAUUAGCCCAGAAGUUCUUCCCUCCUGGCGUUGUGCAGUCUCUCAGUGGCGACGACAGGCUCGGUCCCUGGUUGACCAGCCAUCCUGGCAUUGACAAGAUCAGCUUCACCGGCUCAACCCAGACUGGAAAGCUCGUACUCCAAAGUGCGAGCAAGACGCUGAAACGAGUGACUCUUGAGCUUGGUGGCAAUGAUCCAGCCAUCGUGUUCCCCGAUGUUGAUGUUGAUAAAGUCGCUGAAAAGGUUGCAUUCUUUGCCUUUUUGAAUUCUGGUCAGAUCUGUCUGAACCUGAAGCGCAUCUACGUUCAUGAGUCUAUCUAUGAGCAGUUUAGGGAUGCUCUUGUCAAGCACGUCAGGAACUACACCCUCGGCGAUGGCUCCCAGCAAGGUAUCUCGCAUGGGCCUCUUCAAAAUUCCAUGCAAUACGAGCGCGUCAAGACGUUCUUUGAUGACAUUGAAAAGCAAGGCUGGAAGGUGGCCACAGGAGGUAAAAUUGAAGCGUCGUCAGGAUACUUCGUCACACCGACCAUCAUCGACCGUCCUCCCGAGAAGUCGCGAAUCGUUGUCGAGGAGCCAUUCGGCCCUAUCGUCCCUCUGCUCUCCUGGAAGAGUGAGGAGGAGGUGAUUGAGCGUGCGAACGAUACCUUGAUGGGACUAGGCGCAUCGAUAUGGUGCAAUGAUAUCAAGAAGGCGCAGCGCGUUGCCAAGGAGAUCCAAGCAGGCACUGUUUGGGUCAAUACCCACUUCGACCUAUCGCCCAUGGCGCCGUUUGGAGGGCACAAGGAGAGCGGUCUCGGUACCGAAUGGGGAGCCAACGGACUCAAGGGGUUCUGUAAUGUGCAGACUCUGUUUCUCAACAAGCAUGUAGUGAGCUGAAUUAACAUAUUGUUGGAUUUUUGAACACAAUGAAUUCAAUGAUUGCCGAACGGCAGUUCCCUG